Sturnus vulgaris (Common starling) is the source of this 2154-nucleotide messenger RNA. It is a transcript of the gene ABCG2, whose product is annotated as ATP binding cassette subfamily G member 2 (JR blood group). The record is from RefSeq and is a predicted model, not a curated record. Gene Ontology annotation, molecular function: riboflavin transmembrane transporter activity; ATP hydrolysis activity; ABC-type transporter activity. Gene Ontology annotation, biological process: transmembrane transport. NCBI's taxonomy places the organism in Eukaryota, Metazoa, Chordata, Aves, Passeriformes, Sturnidae. Gene Ontology annotation, cellular component: plasma membrane.
CCGCGCUCCUCCCUUCCCUGGAUCCCGCAUCCUCUCCUCGGCAGCGCUGCCCCGGACCUGCUGCUGAGGAGAGAUGGCAGAGGACCAGCCACACCUGUGCAUUCAGAUGUCAGAAUCUGGUACAAAUGGCAUUCCCAGCAGAAGGCAGUCCUCACCAGACCUGGCUGGCAGGGCAGGAAGCGUGCUCACCUUCCACAACAUCUGCUACCGUGUGAAGACUAAGACUGGGUUCCUGUGUUUCAGAAAAACUGCUAGAAAAGAAGUUCUGAGAGAUGUCAAUGGCAUCAUGAAACCAGGACUGAAUGCAAUUUUGGGACCCACUGGCAGUGGCAAAUCUUCGCUGCUGGACAUUCUGGCUGCAAGGAAGGAUCCCCAUGGGCUCUCUGGUGACAUUUUGAUCAAUGGAGCUCCUCAGCCUGCCAACUUUAAAUGUACCUCUGGGUACGUAGUACAGGAUGAUGUGGUGAUGGGAACCCUGACUGUAAGAGAAAAUCUGAAGUUCUCAGCAGCACUCCGCUUGCCAAAGUCAGUGAAGGAAAAGGAAAAAAAUGAACGAGUGAAUCAGGUUAUCAAGGAACUGGGUUUGAGCAAAGUGGCAGAUUCCAAGGUUGGUACCCAGUUCACUCGUGGGGUGUCAGGAGGAGAGCGGAAAAGGACCAAUAUUGGGAUGGAGCUCAUCACGGAUCCUGCCAUCUUGUUUUUGGAUGAGCCAACCACGGGACUUGAUGCCAGCACUGCUAAUGCUGUCCUGCUGCUGCUGAAAAGGAUGUCAAAACAAGGAAGGACCAUCAUCUUCUCCAUCCACCAGCCUCGGUACUCCAUAUUCCGGCUGUUUGACAGCCUGACACUGCUGGCUGCAGGCAGAGUGCUGUACCAUGGGCCAGCCCAGCAUGCCAUUGAGUACUUCCAGUCCAUAGGCUACCAGUGCGAGCCCUACAACAACCCCGCCGACUUUUUCCUGGACGUCAUCAAUGGAGACUCCACUGCCGUGGCAAUGAACAAGGCUGUUGAAAAUAACACAGCAGAAAGCACUGAAGAACACUCUGAAUACGAUAAAAACUUGGCUGAGCAAUUAGCAGAAAAAUAUUCCAACUCUGCCUACUACAGAGAAACAAAAGCACAUUUAGAGAGCAUUUCUCCAGGAAAUAAAAAGAAAAGCAAAGGAAUUUUCCGGCAAAUCACAUAUGCCAAUUCCUUCCUCCACCAGCUGAAAUGGGUGUCCAGGCGCACAUUUAAAAACCUGAUAGGAAACCCUCAGGCUUCCAUAGCUCAGCUUUGUGUUACAGCUUUUCUGGGACUGGUUGUAGGUGCCAUUUACUUUGGACUUGAAGAGAACUCUGCUGGACUGCAGAACAGAGUGGGUGCAAUGUUCUUUCUGACCACCAACCAGUGUUUCAGCAGUGUCUCAGCUAUUGAACUCUUCGUUGUGGAAAAGAAGAUAUUUAUACAUGAAUACAUCAGUGGGUACUACAGAACAUCUGCAUACUUCAUAGCAAAGCUGAUGGCUGAUUUAAUACCCAUAAGGACUAUGCCCAGCAUCAUCUUCACCUGCAUAGUUUACUUCAUGCUAGGUCUGAAGCCAACAGUAGGAGCCUUCUUCACAAUGAUGUUCACCCUUAUGAUGGUGUCCUACACAGCCACUUCCAUGGCCCUUGCCAUUGCAGCAGGACAGAGCGUGGUCGCUAUAGCAAACCUACUCAUGACUGUGGCAUUUGUUUUUAUGAUUAUUUUCUCUGGUUUGCUGGUCAAUCUCACAAGUGUCUUGCCCUGGCUCUCGUGGCUCAAAUACUUUAGCAUCCCUCGAUAUGGAAUGACAGCUUUACAGAUCAAUGAAUUGGUUGGUCUGGACUUCUGUAGCAGCAUUAACAGCACAGUUUUAAGCAGUGACACUGCAUAUCAACAGACAGGCCAAGUAUGUACUGGAGAGGACUAUCUGAAGAGCCAAGGCAUCGAUUUCAGCCCCUGGGGCCUCUGGCAGAACCACCUGGCUCUGGCCUGCAUGACACUGAUCUUCCUCACCAUUGCCUACCUCAAACUGCACUUCAUGAAGAAGUUCUCCUAAAACCAGAGGGAAAGAAGCAACUCCCACUGCUCAGUAGCUCGCUGAACUGAUCGUGCAACUGACUUGAUUAUUUUUAAAGAGACGUUUUUUCG